GCCUGUCAGGGGGGUACGAGUGACCGACUAAACGCAGAUAAGAGAAACUGGAAGCUGUUUGGCAGGACUCCUAUGUACAUCGACAUUCUUGGAUGGUUGGCUGUUGUUUCUUCGCCGGACAAUGGAGCAUCGGAAGAGGCAAACUACUUUUCUAAAGCGUUUCGCAUGGUUACACAGCUCUCUCAUCCUUCUGGGCGCGCUGGCUCCGAUGACCAUGGCUAAUAACCUGCCUCAGUGCCAGGAGGGGGACUACUAUUUUGAGUACACAGAGUGUGAUAGCACUGGCUCCAGAUGGAGGGUGGCCAUUCCUCAGCGGCCAGGAGAGUGUACCGGACUACCUGACCCCGUGCAGGGCACAGAAUGCACAUUCUCAUGUGCGGCGGGACAGUUCCUGGAGAUGACAGCCCAGGAGUGCAGGCCAUGCGCUGCCGGCUCCUACUCUUUGGGCAGCGGCAUCCGCUUCGAUGAGUGGGAUGAUAUUCCCCCUGGAUUCAGUAGUUUAGCAACCUACCUUGACAACAGUCCACAUGAGCAGGAUGGGUCUGCCUGUAAUGGUUCCUCGUGGACUGCUCAGGGUAGUUACGUGGAGUCUAACAGAGACGAGUGCAGCGUGGCCCUGGUCUAUGCUGUGCACCUGAAGAAGCAGGGCUUUGUCUCCUUUGACUACCAGUAUGUGGACAACAACGUAUUCUUCGAGUUCUUUAUUCAAAAUGACCAGUGCCAGGAGAUGGAGAAGACUGGAGAUAAGAAGUGGAUGAAGCUGACAGGCAAUGGAGAGUGGGGCAAUCACAAGGUCAGCUUACAGUCCAGCACAAACGUGCUAUACUGGAGAACCACUGGGGUUGCUGUGGGGGCCAAAGUAGUCAAACCAGUCCUUCUGAAGAACAUCCAAAUAGAAGGUGUGGCAUAUAUGUCAGAGUGUUUGCCAUGUAAGCCUGGCAUGUUCAGUAAUGCCCCUGGCUCAUCUUCCUGUGAACCCUGCCCCAGGAACACCUACUCAGGCCGAGGGGCCAGUUCAUGUACCCCCUGCAACACAAGCAGCCACUAUGCAUUGGAGGGCGCAUCUACGUGUAAGACGAGACCUGCUUGCUCACAGAAAGACUACUUCCAGAUCCACAGUGUCUGUGAUGAAGAGGGCAAGACUCAGAUCUUGUAUAAAUGGAUAGAGCCCAAGAUUUGUCUGGAGGAAUCCCCUGGUGCAGUAGCACUGCCCCCUUCUGGAAAGCGUGAGCCAUGCCCUCCCUGCAACCCUGGUUUCUAUAACAAUAACACGCCUACAUGCUUGCCUUGCCCCCAAGGAACAUACUCUGAUGGCCUCAAAGAGUGCCAGCCUUGCCCUGCGGGCACAGAGCCUGCCCUGGGCUAUGAGUAUAUGUGGUGGAACGUUCUGCCUGCCAACAUGAAGUCUUCCUGCUUCAACGUAGCCAACACCAAGUGUGAUGACAUGAAUGGUUGGGAGGUGGCAGGGGAUCAUAUUCGCUCUGGAGCGGGGGGUUCAGAUAAUGAUUAUCUCAUCUUAAACCUCAAAGUACCUGGAUUCAGGUUGCCUACAUCAGUGAGUGGAACCAGUGGAACUGAGGUUGGACGCAUCACCUUUGUGUUUGAAACCAUCUGCUCAGCUGACUGUGAACUCUAUUUCAUGAUGGACACUGACAGACGGAGCACCAGUGUGGUGGAAUCGUGGGAGGGCAGAAGGGAGAAGCAGUCCUAUAUGCACAUCAUGACUAAGAAUGCAUCUGUGUCUUACACAUGGGCCUUCCAACGCACCAACCAAGCUAAGGAUGUACGUCGCUAUGUGAAUGACAUGGCAAAGAUCUACUCGAUCACAGUAAUGAAUGCGGUGGAUGGCAGGGCAGCUGCAUGUCAUCCGUGUGCCGUGGAGUCACAGGGGCCUGGCUCUGCAUGUGUGCCGUGCCCGGCUGGCCACUACAUAGACGAGAAGAGCAGCCGAUGCCAGGAGUGCCCGCCCAACACCUUCCUCUCCGGGCAUCACAUCUACGGGCGCGCCGCAUGCCAACACUGCGGCCCCGGCAGCCACAGCGAUCAGGAGCACAGGUUGUGUUUCAGUGACUGUCUGUUCACACACGCGGAGCCGAACCAGACUCUUCAAUAUGACUUCAGCCCACUGGGCUCUAUUGGAUCCAUUAUGAAUGGCCCGAGUUUCACUUCUAAAGGGACCAAGUACUACCAUCUCUUCAACAUUAGCCUGUGUGGACAGGAGGGUCACGGGCCAGCGGUGUGUACCGAUAAUGUCACUGACCUGUCUGAUAAGGACGCCACGGCAACGGUGGUGGAAGCCUUCAUCUGCCAGUCUACCAUCAUUCCCUCUGAGGGGCGGGGCUUCAAGGCAGCCCUCUCCUCACAGCCUAUCAGCCUGGCAGACUCAUUUCUCGGAGCUACAGUGGAGAAAUCACUCAGUGGGGUAAUUGCCAGACCAGAGCUCUUCCGCAACCCUCCUACCAGCGUCCCGGACGUCAGCUUCUUCUAUCGAUCUCUGCAGGCGACAGCCUCCUGUGAGAAAGGCAGGAAUACCGUAGUCACGCUUCGCUGUAACCCUGAGCAAGGUGCCAAAGGGGAAAUAUCAGUACCCAGGGAGUGUCCAGCAGGCACCUGUGAUGGCUGCACCUUCUACUUCCUGUGGGAGAGUUCCAGCGCGUGUCCGCUUUGUACUGAGGCAGACUACCACCACGUGGAGGGGGUCUGCAGAGCAGGGGUCCAGGACACUGUGUACGUGUGGUCAGAGCCACGGCUCUGUUCUGGAGGGCUAUCCCUGCCGGUGAAGAGGAGCGUUCCCUGUGAGGCCUUUGGUUUGUGGCUGAAGGUGGGAACCAGCUUGGGGGCCUUCUGUGCGAUACUCCUCCUCUCCCUCACUUACUACUUCUGGAAGAAGAACAAAAAGCUGGAGUUUAAGUAUUCCAAGCUGGUGAUUUCAGCCAAUAAGGAGGCUGAGUUGCCGGCAGCAGACAGCUGUGCCAUCAUGGAGGGCGAGGGGGAAGAGAUGGAGGAUGAGGUACUUUACACCAAACCUUCUUUACUGGCCAAGCUCAAGGCUAUUGCCAAAAAGGGCAACGGGCAGAGCUCUGAGGCUGUCCAGCUGAAAUCCUCCCAGCCGGAGAGAUGGGUGUGGGGAUAGAGGGGGAAGGAAAAACGAAGAGCUGGUUGGAUUUAAAUAUGUACACACACAGUGGCCUUAAGACGGCGUGCGGAAAAGCUUGUUUGGAAGAUAAAAAAAAAAAAAAGAAUACUUGGGCUGACUGUGGGAUUUGGGAAGACACUGCCUAGGACUUGGAAGAGCCAUGUGAAAUUGUUCUGUUUGAUGUCAUGAUCACGUCUCUGAGCAGUAUGUGUUUGUUUUCCUUGUUGUUGUUGUUUUUCUUUUUUAGUAAAUAAUAUACCAGAAUUUAACACUUUCUUAUGGGAUUGUGUAGCAGAGGGGUCAUAGUACUUGGUAUUGCACACAGAUGCAGGUAUUCAGACACCAAGGAGCAGUCAAUAAAUUGCUCCUGGAUGGAGCAGGCAGAGCAAAGUACUAACACCGCCAAGGUCAUUGGUUCGAUUACCAGGACACACAUACUGUCAUAUGGAUAAAUAUGUAAGUUGUUCUGGAUAAGAGGGUCUGUCAAAUGUUGAAAAUGCAGAACCUGUGAAGCCUCAGACAGUAUGGGAAUUGUCAUUCUAAAUAAAAUAGCACACACAAAUGCAACCCUUUCAAACUCAGAGGCUACACCUCUCUUGACUGGUGUGUCCCUAGGUACCUUGCAGACUUCAAAAGAACACAAAUGUCCAAUAUCCAAAGGAGUAGCAGUAGCCACUGUACAUUAGAACUGGGUAAAAGCACGCUGAAGCAGUGCAGCACCUACCAGCUUUACUGUCGGGACUGUGAGGCCUGGAGGGCUAGCUCCCAUAGCCUUGAGCCACCAUCAGGACAGAGAGAGCCCAGCUUCCUUACCUCUGUAGGGAGGGGUGGGUCUGGGGUAAGAGGGACAGUCCAGGUGGCCUCUACACCAGGAGGACAAGGUACCCUUAUAGUGGCUCUACCUUGGCUUCCACCCAUGCUGAUGUGAUUCUGAAUGGCCUGUGUUUUCCUUCUUCUUUUGUUUGGAGUACAGUGAAAAUCCUUGUGUCAGACUGAAAUGUGAUCAGGGUUUUUGACAAAAUAAAUUACUGUUUGCACUGUCAA
This is a messenger RNA of Electrophorus electricus (electric eel), 4180 nucleotides long. RefSeq names its product endosome-lysosome associated apoptosis and autophagy regulator family member 2a (gene elapor2a). Gene Ontology annotation, biological process: positive regulation of BMP signaling pathway. NCBI's taxonomy places the organism in Eukaryota, Metazoa, Chordata, Actinopteri, Gymnotiformes, Gymnotidae. Gene Ontology annotation, cellular component: membrane. The record is from RefSeq and is a predicted model, not a curated record.